AUGACGGCAGCACCAUCGGGCCCCAUCCCACCUAAAGGUGGUGGCCCAGUUCCGACGAGCUUAAAGGCGCCAGCAACUUCGAGCACCAAUCCCGAGUCCGUUACCUCCACUGGCAGUAAGCCUUCUAGCUCACCUCAUCCAACUCCACCAACCUCGGCGCCUCGCCGAUCCACCCGUCCCGUAUCGUCCGACUUCUUGUCCGAUAAGGCUACCGCUACAUUCAUACGCCGUGUGCUUUGCGCCCAGCACCUGGCAGAUAGGGGGAGGAGCACGCCUGCGCCUAUCCAAGAUCUACUGCCGCCUCUUACAAGCCGAAACGAUGUAGAUCUUCAGUUAUAUGCCCUAAUAGCUAUCAUUGUUAAGGAGUUCGUCCAGAAUUGGUACACCAAGAUUACGCCCGAUGAGACCUUCGUCGCAGAAAUCGUGCAGAUUAUUGCACAUUGUACCCGCGCAUUGGAACAGAGGUUGCGGAACGUAGAUCUCGAGAGUUUAUUAUUCGAUGAGCUUCCAGAAUUGCUAGACGCACAUAUCCGAGCAUAUCGAGUAGCGAAGAACACGGUAGCUCGACCACCAGUCGAAGCCAAUCCACGCGAGAUCUACCAUUCGCUCUGGCCGCUGCCUGCCCUGUCCCCGGUUCCUAAAUCUGGACAUAGUAGCAUACAGAUUCAGGAAGAUAACGAAAGUGCAUACCGCCAACUGUUAGUGCAGGGCGUCCUCGCCCUCUUGCUUCCAACCGAGGAUCUGGAGAACGAGUGCCUGACGACGCUGGUUGGGCAACUGUUCUCGGAACUUAUCAUAGGCAAUCUCAUCAUUAACAAGCUCUCGGAGCCAUGGCUUAUAUGGGAAGGUCUGAUUAUACUAACGAGGGUAGUGCGUGGAAGAAACACAAUAGAGGCAUCUGGGCCUGGAGAAACGGAACCAGACUCGAAUCUAAAGACAGGCCGCGGGAUAGUCCCUCCGAUUACGAGGAAACGCAGCUUGUACAUUCAGCAGGUUUUUUGGACCGUAAUUCAGUGGGGGUUCGUUAUAGUAAACUCGAUACGACUGAUUAUCAGUACGAUCAUGCUAUCCCGAACACUCCCCCCUAGGUCCAUCCAUACCAUCCGCCAGGUAGAUCCAACGUCUCAUGAUUAUGGAGAGAAAUCCUACCAUCCUCCAACCUCUGAAGUUGGUCUACAACCAGUCAAUGUUCCCAUCGCAGACUUCAAAAUCUGGACUUGCGUUGGGAAUUUACUCGAAAUAGACGCUCGCAUGCCCUGGAUGAGCGGAACUUUGUCCAUGGCGCAAUGGGGAGCCCUGAGAGGUCCGGGCAACUUGGCAGGGUUUAACGGGAUGAUCGAUAGACUUUUUUCGCACUACAUCCACGUCUAUAUUCUCGAUCCUGCCCGUCUUCCCCCACUCCUUCGAGCCGUGCGCGGCGCUGUCUUCCCCAAUAACGCCCCAGGUCCAUCCAGCCUAAUCCCUCCUUCGUCUAACGAACAGCUGGGCGCCCUACGCCGCAGAUGCGCUAGCGCGCUUUUGGCGCUUGUUCCGAAGAGGGUGGGUAGGCUUUAUUAUGGUAGCAGUACCUGGCCUUGGUCCACCAGAUCUACUAGCACUCUUUCGAGUGCGAGUUCGCGGUCCGGACCGUUUAAGGCCGACAGCUAUAACACGGCACAUAAUGCCAACCGUACUGGAGAGGAAGUUGCACGCGUGCGGCUUACCGAUGAUGGCAAAUCUGUUAGAGACAGCCAUGCAACGUUGACCCCAGAAAGAUCAAAGCGGCAAUUUGGAGACACCGGUGUGCGGCCGACCGAGGCCGGUGGCGACAAGCGGGCUGACAUGUGUAACGGGGACGAGGACGAAGACGAAGAUGAGAACAGAAUUCUAUCCGAAAUCGAGACGGGCGUUCUCGACGUCUUCUCGGAUCCUUAUUGUAACAAGCACUUAUUGUACGGAAUUCUAGAACUCAUUCUAGUGCGCCUCAUGCCCGAACUAACCGAAAAGGGGGUCAUCGAACUAUGGGAAGAUCGACUAAGUUGA
This is a messenger RNA of Daldinia childiae, 2022 nucleotides long. RefSeq lists its product as uncharacterized. The record is from RefSeq and is a predicted model, not a curated record. The transcript has 3 exons. The coding region runs from base 1 to 2022 and encodes 673 amino acids. Gene Ontology annotation, cellular component: early endosome; extrinsic component of endosome membrane; late endosome. Gene Ontology annotation, molecular function: phosphatidylinositol binding. Lineage: Eukaryota; Fungi; Ascomycota; Sordariomycetes; Xylariales; Hypoxylaceae. Gene Ontology annotation, biological process: protein targeting to lysosome; early endosome to late endosome transport; endosome to lysosome transport.